AUGUGCAGAGCAAGAGUAUUUCAUUUGGACAUUGCAACAUUUGGGUUGGUGGUCUGCCCAAAAAUUGCUACUGUCAAGUCCAACACUGUUCCUCUGCGUGUGGAGAAAAGACAGUCCACAAAUGCCAGACAACGGGGGCAAACCUUCCAUCAUAAAGAACUUGUGGAUAUGGUUCGGCUCAUUGAUGAGUUGAGUGCCACACGUGCCCCAAAAGGGCAGGUGAACCAGCAAAAACAUGACAUAAUGUCUCAAGUAGCUACCUAUCUUAAGAAAAAAUAUGGAACAUUCCACACUCCCAAACAAGUAAAAAAAAGGUUCUCCGACUUAAAGGUUCGCGAAACUCGUAGACUGGGGUCUAUUCGCCGACAGAUUGCUGAAGAACAUGAGCCAAAGGAAGACACACAGUUGCAGGCAAAAUGUACAGAUGAGGAGGAGCCAAGUGUUAGUGGCAAUUGCAACAAGCCAGAUGAGAAUCAGGAAAUGUUGGUUUGCCCGGAAACAGAAUAUUUUACAUUGCAUUUGCAACCCAUUGAUAGUGAAAAAUUUGAACAACUUCCAGAGCCACAAAGGGAGAAUCCAGAAACCAAAACUAUUAGAUUUCUGGAUCGGAGGCUAUGUCAAAUGCAAGAAGAGUUAACUAGCCAAAUGUCCACCUUAAUCCCAAAAAUGGAGGAGAAAAUAAAUGCAAAACUUGACCAUGUGCUCGCUCGAAUUACUGUUUUGGAAGAAAAAUGCAAUGUUUUGAAUCCGUAA
Hyla sarda is the source of this 753-nucleotide messenger RNA. RefSeq lists its product as uncharacterized. The coding region runs from base 1 to 753 and encodes 250 amino acids. The record is from RefSeq and is a predicted model, not a curated record. The transcript is spliced from 4 exons. Lineage: Eukaryota; Metazoa; Chordata; Amphibia; Anura; Hylidae.